AUAACAGUUAUUGAGGUUAGGAAUUACAACUAUCAUGGGAAUUCUUGGACUUUCCAAACUUAUUUGCGACAAAGCGCCGUCUGCAGUAAAAGAGAAUGAAAUAAAGAAUUAUUUCGGGCGUAAAGUCGCGAUUGACGCGUCGAUGGCUGUUUAUCAGUUUCUUAUUGCAAUUCGUCAAGACGGGAACCAACUAACGAACGAGGAUGGUGAAGUAACGAGUCAUAUCGCUGGGUUGUUUUACCGCACCAUACGUUUGCUUGGGAACGGCAUUAAGCCUGUGUUUGUGUUUGAUGGUAAACCUCCGCAGAUGAAGUCAGGGGAACUGGCAAAGAGAGCAGAACGAAGGGAACAAGCUGAAAAAGAACUUGCAAAGGCACAGGAAAGUGGAGAGGCGGCAGACGUGGAAAAAUAUUCUCGUCGUUUGGUGAAAGUGACGCGAGAACACAUGGAUGAUUGUAAGAAGCUGUUACGUUUGAUGGGGAUACCUGUCGUUGAGGCGCCGACGGAGGCUGAAGCUCAAUGUGCAUCGCUUGUCAAGUCAGGUAAGGUGUAUGCGACGGCUACAGAAGACAUGGAUGCUCUAACUUUCCAUUCAAGCCGACUUCUAAGACAUCUUACGUUCAGUGAAGCGAGAAAAAUGCCAAUUCAGGAGUUCGUUUAUGAAAAAGUAUUGGAAGAAAUGGAGAUGACGCACGAACAGUUUGUAGAUUUGUGUAUUUUACUCGGAUGUGAUUAUUGUGAGCAUAUAAGAGGUGUUGGGCCAAAACGGGCGUAUGAUCUUAUUAAGCAAUAUCGUAGUAUUGACGAAAUAUUGAAGAAUAUUGAUUUGAAGAAGUACACAGUUCCUGAUGGUUGGGUUUAUAAAGAUGCGCGGCAACUCUUCCUUGCUCCGGAUGUUGCUGCUUCGGAAGAUGUGGAGCUAAAAUGGAACGACCCAGAUGAGGAGGGUAUUGUUAAAUUUAUGGUUGAGGAAAAAGGGUUCAACGAGGAUCGAGUUAGAAGCGGGAUCAAGAAGAUCUUACAAAAUCGUCAGAAGAGUACUCAAGGAAGAUUAGAUGAUUUCUUCAAAGUACUUCCUUCGACUCCAAAGACAAAGAAACGGAAAUCCGACACGAAGAUAAAAUCCGAGUCCGCAAAAAAACGAGCAAAAGGAGGAUCAGGUUUUCGAAAGCGCUGAAGUUUUACUGGUUGCGCUUAAAAUAUGUUCCUACAUACUUGGCUAUUUCCAUCUGAAAGCAACGAUUUUUAUGUCCAACUAAAAGGAUUGUGUAAAAAGCUUGCUAAUUAGAAGUGACAGCUUUUUAGUUCUGUCCUUAUUGGCUAUAUAUCUUAGAUGUUGCUUGUUGCGACAUCUUAUAAAAUUCAUAGCACCUAACACUCAAAAGCUGUUGUUUUUUCUAUAUUUCGGCGCCUUUUUUAUAUUUAUCAUGAUACCAACAUAAAACAAAUGAAACUUCACAAACUGCCAUGUUAGUUAAAUUAAUGAACUUUUUUUAUGAUAAUGGGUAUUCUGUUUCAAUGAUACUGUGCUACCACUGCCACAGUUGUACAUAUCAUGUGUCAUGACAAUAUAGGCACCAAACCUGGGGUGGCAGGGUGGGCAAGCCUAGCCUAGAAUUUUCUGCAUCGUAAUAUUCCAUAAACAUUACAACAAAUAAUGUGUCUAGCCACCUCAGCCUACCCUGCAUUUUUUAGAGUUUGGUGCCGAUCUCAACAACCCUAUGUUUCAGAUAUUAAUAUAAUAAAGAUAUGUCUACCACGUUCCCUUCCUUUACCCCAAAAACUUUGGACCCUCUAUGGUUCAGUAUGGGUGAUUCUGUUGUGGAUGAGUUUGAACUCAGCUUUUUGGAGAAGAAAUACGCAAAAUGGAUACGAGGCGCCGUGGAAAAAGACAAGGAUACUCACUUUAUUGGGAAAAAACCUGAAACAGUAACACUAACGGAGGGAGAAGGGGAAGCAGAAUCGGAUGAAAGUGAGGAGGAAGAAGAAACGGGAAACCGGUUCCCGGAUUCUCCUGAGGAGCAAAACCCUGGGAUUGAGGAUCAAGAUAUCACCCUUGAAACAACAGAUGAUGGAAAUGAUAACAACCCAUGGGUUGUAUAAAGCAACAUACAAGUGUUGUUCAUGUUAUAUACUGUAGCUGCCAGGGAUAUUAUACUAUAGACAUAUCACUUCAACUGUUCAACACUUGUCUAUAUUAAUGUAUACCAUGAACAUUAUACUUAUGUUUUGGCUUUUCCAACGAUAAUUGUGGUUUGGCAAAAUUCCUACCAAAAAAAAAAUCAGAAAGUGUUGCUAAUGGCAAUACUUUUACCCAGUUUCAAUUUGUUAAUGUUUAGACAGUUUACACUGUUAAAAAUUACAAACUAUUAUGUGACUGAUUAAUGAACAUAUUGUAACAUAUUUUAUGUGGGGUAAGAUGGGAUACUGUUAGCACCUAAAUCCCCUAUUUCCUGAUCAUGUUUUUAACAAUUAACAACAGUGUUUGAGAAUACGGUUAUAUAAUUCUGUAAAUAUUUUUUGUUUAAGUUGGACAUGAAAAGAGAAUGAAAACAUGUCCCAUUUUACCCCAACCUACUAUAUCGUAAUUUAUUUUAAUAUCAAAUGUUCUCUUUAAAGUCUUUAUACUUAAAUUAGUUUCUUGCAACACAAGGUUGAAUUUCACCUAUAAAUGUGUUCACUGUUUUGUUUUUCUCCUUCAUUUACUCCAACGGUCAAUUACUGUUUAUUUUUGCCGCCGAGUGGUGGCGCUAGAGGUCAUUAUUUCAAACAUCUUACUCACUAAGCAUCAAUUAGAUUAGUAAAAAAUUUACCCUCAAAUAAUUGUUGCAAUACUUUAUUUUGCGUUCUGUUUCAGA
Messenger RNA from Ciona intestinalis (vase tunicate), 2858 nucleotides. Lineage: Eukaryota; Metazoa; Chordata; Ascidiacea; Phlebobranchia; Cionidae. The record is from RefSeq and is a predicted model, not a curated record.